AUGGUCGUGGCUUUACCAAUGAUAUCCUGCAUGAUGGCGUACCGGUCUGUGACACGCAUGUGGAUGAUCUGUGCAAACAGCAAAGUUGGUAGCCUGGGUUACGUGGAGGACUUCAAUUGCGAGAAGACCUGGCUUGCGCGCCUAGUGGUUUGUCAGAACAUGUACAACACUAAUUUGCUCUUGGCUGAUGUGUACGAGUCCUGGGCUUUGCUGCACUUCGCCGAUCUGGCGCUGAAAAUCAUUACUGCCUCCCAGACAAAGCAAGUACAGACGAUCAGCGACCGGGAUGUCACAGACAAUGUGGCGGCACGCAUGGGGAAAAGCCUCCACAGCCUGACAAAACAAGGAGUUUAUCUCUUCAUGGGAACCUGCUUCAUGCAAGCAAUCUACCACCUCCUGACAACAUCAGUGGAAGCCUAUCUGGGUGGAGCCGUUACUCUGCCAUUUAGUCAGACGGUCUACCGAAUUCGGACGCAAGUACAUUAUUUGUUUCUGGGAAUGGGUAUCGUGGCAUCGACCGCUGCAAUCAACAACGUCAUCACCGUUGAGCGGACUUUUGCCGAGUCCUUGAAGCAUUUCGAACCUGACCUUAAAUUUUGGUCCAUCAAGAUUUUGUUGACGCUUGGAUUCAUGCAGUCAAUGCUCCUGGAGAUUCCUCCGUUGUCCUACCUGUCAGUGACGGAGCAGGACCUUUUCUACGCUUCCAUUCUCUCGGCAGAGUGCUUCGGAGUGAGUCUCCUACAAUGGCGGGCCUGGAAGCCUUCUGAGAAAUGGCUGGAGGAUUUGAGAGAUGCGCAAUUACAAAUGCAUGAGCCUACCUCUUCGCGCUGGACACCGAUACAUUAG
Molecule: messenger RNA, 846 nt
Organism: Symbiodinium pilosum
Lineage: Eukaryota; Dinophyceae; Suessiales; Symbiodiniaceae
Source: the annotation of a GenBank genome assembly